AUGGCUGACAAUAAAGUUGCUAAACAAUCAUUGUCUUGUGCUACAGUUUUUAUCAAACGACUUACUAAACGUAUACCAAUGACUCAGGUACAUGAUACUAUUAAUACACGACAUGUUUUGAAACCAGCAUUAAACUGGUAUCUAAUAACUGGUAUAGGUCUUGGUGGUAUUAUUGGUUCAGGAAUACUUGACUUAAGUGGAAAAGCUGCUGCAGAAUAUGCUGGUCCAUCAGUAAUUAUUUCGUUUAUUGCCAGUGGAAUUGUCGCUUUACUAGCCGCUUUAUCAUUUUCUGAAUUAGCGGCGAUGAUGCCUCUGUCCGGUGCAGCCUAUACAUAUACUUAUGCAUCUUUAGGAGAAUAUGCAGCUUGGUUUAUUGGAUGGAAUUAUGCACUUACUUAUCAAUUAGCUGCUUGUACAGUAGUAGUUAGCUGGAGCAAAUAUGUUACCCAUUUUAUUUACGUUGUAUCUAAUUAUAAUGCAACAACCUCAUUAAUCCAAGCACCAGUAGCUUGGAGUGAUGAUACAGAAAGUUUUUCAAUUACUGGCGGUGCAAUCAACUUACCUGCAAUUGUUAUUACUAUUGCUAUUACAAUUCUUCUUAUGAGUGGAAUUUACGCAACAGCUAUAGUCAAUCUUGUGUUAGUAGUAAUCAAAAUUAUUAUUCUAUUGAUAUUCAUAUUUUCAACUUGUAAAUUUGUAAAUGUUGAUAAUUAUCAACCGUUUAUUCCAUCAAAUCAAGGUUCGUUUAGUCACUAUGGAGCAUCAGGUACUGCAUAUGCAUGCACAUACGUCUUCUUUGCUUAUGUUGGCUUUGAUUCAAUUGCAACAGUAGCUGAAGAAGCAAAAGAACGAACACGAACACUACCAUAUUCAACUGUAGCAUCGGUACUAAUCUCAUUCCUAAUCUAUAUAGGAGUUUGUACUGUUAUGGUUGGACUUGUACCAUACCAACUUCUAAAUGUAGACGAUCCUCUUUCUACUGCUUUAAAGGCUACACCUUAUGGUGUUUGGUUACCGGCUCUUAUGGAUCUAGGUGCUAUUGCUAGUCUUACAUCUGUGGCACUAACGGCCUUGCUUUCACAAACUCGAAUAUUUUAUGCAAUGGCUAAGGAUAAUUUAUUACCAUCCUUCUUUGCUAAAAUUCAUUCUAGGACUGAAACUCCAUGGGUUUCUACAAUCAUUAGCGGUAUAUUUUGUGCCGUUUUUUCGGGUAUUUGUCCAGUAGAUAUUGUUGGUCAAACGUCAUCAGUUAGUGCUCUAUUUAUAUACUUUUUUGUACAUAUUGAAGUUCUAGUCAUGCGCUAUACACAUAAAGGUUUGCAACGACCAUUUCAAACCAUAAUUGAUCCGAACCUUAUUGCAGUAGUAGGUGCAAUACUAUGUAUACUAUUCUUAAUACCUACAAAAAAAGUAACAUGGUUUCAGUUUCUUUCGUGGACUGUAUUAGGUCAAACUUUUUACUUUUGCUUCGGAUAUUGGCAUUCUAAGAGACGACAACCACAACGACUCGAAUCAAUUAAUAGUGCAGCCGAGCGUGUAUCAACAAUAGGACUUGUGUUAGCAAACGAUCCACAGAAUGAAUUCGAAUUAAAUUCAAAUAACAAUGCAAAUAGUGAAUCUGAAUCAGAUUGGAACAACGAAGCAACUGACCAAAUAAUUGAAAAUACAAUUGAUGAUACAGUCAUAAUGAGGUUUUGA
Molecule: messenger RNA, 1698 nt
Organism: Adineta steineri
Lineage: Eukaryota; Metazoa; Rotifera; Eurotatoria; Adinetida; Adinetidae
Source: the annotation of a GenBank genome assembly